UCUGUUUUGCAGCAUUUCAUCAUUCCAACUGCUUUUCUCUCUUUGACCUCAUUACCAAACGGCCAGUGGCCGUUCGCAAGAUCACCUUCACAUUCAUUCUCACAAUAUGCUUUCUUUGCGAUUUAUUUCAUCGGCGCUGCUGCUGGCAGGAUCAGCUUUAGCAGGUCCCAAUAAUGAAACGAGUCCUACACAUGUCUUUCGUUCGAGACCAGAUUUGCAUGCACCUAUGCUAGACACGGUGAUCCUCAGACCGGAACUAGUGGCACCUGGAUAUAUUAUGCUCGCACCGUACCGAAAUCUAGACCCAGGACCGUACAUCUACGACAAUUGGGGACAACUAGUAUGGUCCGGCGCUGGCUCGAGCGGACCUAAGACUGCUCAUUCACCGCAUACAUGCGAUUACAAAGGAGAAGAGCAUCUUUGCUAUUUUCAGGGAGAACAACAUCAAGGCUUCGCACGAGGACAUGGAGUAAUUAUGGACAAACACUACCGCAUUGUCAAGACAGUGGAAAGCUCUGGAGCAGGUGCUUCGAGUGACAUGCACGAGUUCAGAUUGACACCGCACUCGAAUGGUACGACUGCGCUCAUGACGGUCUAUCAGCCGCGCAUGUACGACUUGACGACAAACCCAAAGUUUCAAAUCAAGAACGGCAUGGGCUGGAUUGUCGAGGGCGUCUUCCAGGAGAUCGAGAUCGAUACUGGAAGGGUAGUGUUCGAGUGGAGGAGUACCGAUCAUCUCGAUCCUAGCUUGUCUUACACAUUCCCUGCACGCACAGAUACAUCAGGAAAUGGUCUGACUGAGAACACACCCUGGGACUACUUCCACAUCAACUCUAUCGACAAGAACCAGGAUGGCGACUAUCUGAUCUCUGCCAGACACAUGGCUGCAAUCUACAAGCUUUCUGGCGUGGACGGAUCGAUCCUGUGGGAGAUGGGCGGUGCGAACCCGACUUUCCAUCAAACCAAUUUCAACUUCUCUUCCCAGCAUCACGCCCGUUGGGUCAGUGAGAACGAAACACAUACGAUCUUAUCGUUCUACGAUAAUGCCAGCAACGGUUUCAACAGGACUGACAAGUUUUCUCAUGGUUAUGUCGUCUCCAUCGACCACAUCGCAAACACCGCGACCAUGGUCAAGGAAUACGGCGCACCUGAGUCUGCGGGAGGCGUGCUCUCAGGAUCCCAAGGCAAUAUGCAAAUUCUCCCUAAUGGCAACAUUCAUCUUGGCUGGGGCGAACAUCCAUACUUCAGCGAGCACACAGCCGAUGGUUCAGCAGUCAUGUACGCAAAGGUCGCAUAUCGCGCCAGUAACGUCAUGAUCUACCGGUCACAUAAAUUUCCCUGGGUUGGGCAGCCAUUGACCAAGCCAGCUCUAUGGACGUACUCGAAAACGAAUGACGAAAAAUCUGGCAUGGUCUUCUACGUGUCCUGGAAUGGCGCGACCGAGGUCUCGUCCUGGAACUUCUAUGCUAGCGCAAACAGAAGCGGGCCCUUCAACUUGGUUGGAAACACCAAGACGACUGGGUUUGAGACUGUGAUGCGCUAUAACAAUGUAACAACAUGGGGCUUCGCCGAAGCACUGGACAAGGACGGAAACGCUCUCGAGCGCAGUGUGAUUCAGAAGACCUUUGUCCCCAGCGUCACACUUCGUGACCACUGCAAUGAAUGGGCUUGUGGAAAGGCAGAGGCCGUCCGCGAUGAAGACGCCAAUUACGAUCCGUACAGUCAAGUCAGGUCCGAGUACCUCAGCAACAAUCGGGGAUUCGAUACAAGCGCGUACUAUGCCGAGCUGCCAGAGAAGACAGCUGAGCAAUACGCUGCCGAGGAGAAACUCCAACACCAGCGAGCUAUAAAGGCGAGACUGCUGGUCGGUGUGCUCGGUGUGACUGCUGGAAUUGGAUUCGUCAUAUUUGUCCUCAUCCUAAUCCGCAAGCAAAUCUCAGGCGCAAUGCCAAUCUCCUUCGCGAGAAGGGUGUCCGAUGUCAGAGACGCUAUCAGCGUCAGACUGCUAGGCAAGAAGUACGUUCGAGUCGACGAGGAAGAAAAGUACUCCGAUCGAUCAUGAACAACUUUGCUUCCUUUUUCUUUGUUUUGUCAUUUUCAUUUUCAUUUUCAUAUUCCGUCUUAUAACCAAAGCGAGCAUUGGGAGGAGUUUUGCACAUGGCCGAGAUUACGAUCUAUCGAGCCAUGUGAGUUGUUUGGUAGUGCUUCGGCAAGCUCCGAAAAUUGCAUAUACCCAGUGCCUUCUUCGAAAGAAGUCAUCCCUGCAUCUAGUCAGUCACAAUAUCAAAAUGACAACGAUCUACAUACAACCCUGUCUGCUUGUCACACAAUAUGAAGCUUUGAGCACUGUACUCUGAAACCAUGAUA
Molecule: messenger RNA, 2367 nt
Organism: Aureobasidium subglaciale EXF-2481
Lineage: Eukaryota; Fungi; Ascomycota; Dothideomycetes; Dothideales; Saccotheciaceae
Exons: 2
Coding region: 107-2062 (651 amino acids)
Source: RefSeq, a predicted model, not a curated record